Diachasmimorpha longicaudata is the source of this 1346-nucleotide messenger RNA. RefSeq lists its product as uncharacterized. NCBI's taxonomy places the organism in Eukaryota, Metazoa, Arthropoda, Insecta, Hymenoptera, Braconidae. The transcript has 3 exons. The record is from RefSeq and is a predicted model, not a curated record. Gene Ontology annotation, cellular component: dendrite; lamellipodium; nucleus. Gene Ontology annotation, biological process: regulation of actin filament polymerization; regulation of filopodium assembly; dendrite morphogenesis. Gene Ontology annotation, molecular function: actin filament binding; actin monomer binding. The coding region runs from base 552 to 1295 and encodes 247 amino acids.
AAUGACCAUCCGUCACAACGUCGGUCAAAGAGGCACUAGAAAUUAAAUUACCUGUUACCUGAUGGAAAUUAUCGAUUGGUGAUCGAACAAUCGAUUAUGUAGUUCCAAAGAUUGUGAUUGGCUCUUGGGUCGAGCAAGAAAUGUGCAUGUUAUUUUCGCCCAUAACAUAACCUAAAAUUCGGUUGAAUUGAGACAAGCUCCGAAUACACCCGGCGAUGACAAUAAAUAAACUGAUUACAUAAAUCAAACGAUUUUUCAUUAUUCUAAAGAUUUCGAUAAAUAAUGUCCGAGAAUUACUCCCGUCUGGCUCUUCAUCAAUCGGCUUGCAACGAGAUAUAUUUCCAAAUUCAGGAGUGUGAGAAAACACAUCCAGUCGGCAAAUUCUUUGGAAAGUGCUCUGAUCUACACACAGCAUUGAACAAGUGCUUUAGAGCGAACAAGCUGAAGCUAGCAGCUGAAAACGCCGAAAAAUCCCAUCGUCGUCAGGAGCAGUUUAAAGAAAAGUUUAAAGCAGGUGGGACGCGCCCAGAAGAGUAAAAGAUAAAUAAAAAAUGGCCGAAAUAUCAGUUCAACGACGGAACGUUGCUAUCGAGAACGGCGACGAUGACGUUAUUCCCGAGGACGAUUCCUUCGAAUUUCCCGAGGACAACGACAUCUGCGACAUGCUCGACCAAGUCCCCUUGAACGUCCAGCUCCCCAGCGUAACAGACCGCUACUUCACUCCAUACUACAAAGUGGACGUUCAGAAAUCCCUCGACGAUAUUUGUAUCCAGAUGCACAGCAAUCGCAUCUGCAUGCUGACCCUGGCGCCGAGUCACCCAGUGCUCCAGAAGGGUCGAAAAAUAGAGGCCAUCAGCUUCAAAGUAACGGACAAACUGGACAGAACCACCAACAAAGUCUCGGGGAAGGGAAAACAUGGGGCCCAACCCCUCCAGGAGAGCUCCAACAUCUGUAUAAUAUCCUGUGAUGAUGGGGAGAAAUGGAAUAUCAAGUGCUGCUUGAUGGGAAAAUUAAUUGAAGUUAAUGAGGCACUCGUGGAGACUCCAGAGUUGAUCAGAGAGCCACCACACAGAGGCGGGUAUCUGGCGAUCGUUCUGCCGAAUAUCAAGACGUACGAAGAGAUGAAGAACAAAUUAUUGUCUGAGAGGGACUACCAGAACCUAAUGGAUCAACGGGAAAAAUCUAAGGUCGUUCCUGGAGACACGAUCAAUCAGAUUUCCCAGAAGAGGACGUUGGAGGAUGAGUCAAGUGAUUGUUCACGAGAGAAAAUUCAAAAAUGUGAACAAUUGUGCUGAUGUACAAAAUGUAGUAUUAAAUAUUUCUGAAAUAGAUUUUCUGUUAUCAAA